Molecule: messenger RNA, 1287 nt
Organism: Fusarium proliferatum ET1
Lineage: Eukaryota; Fungi; Ascomycota; Sordariomycetes; Hypocreales; Nectriaceae
Exons: 6
Coding region: 1-1287 (428 amino acids)
Biological process (GO): regulation of transcription by RNA polymerase II
Molecular function (GO): DNA-binding transcription factor activity, RNA polymerase II-specific; zinc ion binding
Source: RefSeq, a predicted model, not a curated record
AUGAAGCAAACACACCGAAAGGUCCGCAGCGGAUGCAUUGCCUGUAAAAAGCGCAGAAUCAAAUGCGAUGAACUCAAACCACAGUGUUCAUAUUGCCAAAGGCAGAUUGCCAAGAACAGACAACUGCAUCCUUGUUGUUACCCAGAGGGAACCAACCUCGAUAUAGCAUCUGCAUCUUCCCAUCAGGACGAAACUGUCCCCAGUCCCACAUCUAGCAAUUGUCUCUCAAUCAUCUCCCAGUAUGGGUGGCCUACCGCCAUACCUGCUGUGGAGAAACGACUUCUUCAGCAUCUCUGUCAUGUCCGAAUUGACCUUGACAAUGUAAUAGAUCUUGGUCUAUUUGCAGGCGCGACUCAGUGGAACGGAUUUAUGUCAAUGGCUGGUCGCUAUGAUCACCUUCGAUUCUGUAUUUGCAGUAUCGCCGCAGGUCACUUGCGAACUCUUUACAAGUCCACUACCGAAUACGAAGUCGAAUGCCAAUAUAGAACGCACGCUAUACGAGAAAUGGCCACGCAGCUAAGUGUUAUACUUGCCACUCCACAGCAAGAGCAUAAAGAAUCUUCACAAGCCCUUCUUGCAUCAACAAUCCUCAUGGCCUGGUACAGCGAUACUAGGCACGAAUAUAAGAACCUUUUGAAUGGCGUUUUUGCAUUAUGGCCCAAAUGCAGUGGAAGCUUCCUCUUGGAGCAUUUUGAUACUUUGGAGCCGCCUAUAAACCUGUCUUCCCUGCCUCAAGAUCCGCAGAAUCGAGGUCGACUACCAGAACAGGACUAUAGGCUUCUCAACACCGUCGCUGACUCUUUGCAUCAGCUAUCAACAUGCGAUCUUGAUAAUGACCUCAAGAUCGCGGUACAGGAAUUAUCGAAUCUCAUUCACAACACUCGUUCUUUCCUACUAUCACGGGAUGAGGCACCGCAACAUGAUGCCUUCUCUGUCAUCUUCCCUAUCCGAAACUGGCUGAGAAUUGUUCCACGAGCUCCAGAGGAGUUAUCCAGUAGCAGCUUUCUGGUUCUCUUGUAUCUUUCUAACUAUGAAACAGCCAUGCUGCUGAUGGGAAUUCUUUUCCCUCUCAUAAAUCUCCCAUUAGCAAUUGAUAAGAGAUAUACUAGCGUCUUAAAACUGCAGGACUAUACCCAGACUGCUUUUGAAGCAUACGCAACUAGCACUGGUUACACUAGACAAAUCGAUCUCAAGGGAGCUCUGAGUCUUAAGGAAAAAUGUGAAGCAGCCGGUGCGCUAGGAAAAUUGAAGAGGAGAGCACCCAAAGACUGGUGGCUGAGAGCUUAA